Megalops cyprinoides (Indo-Pacific tarpon) is the source of this 9002-nucleotide messenger RNA. It is a transcript of the gene myo9ab, whose product is annotated as myosin IXAb. Bases 491 to 8500 code for a protein of 2669 amino acids. Gene Ontology annotation, molecular function: microfilament motor activity; GTPase activator activity; protein binding. Gene Ontology annotation, biological process: positive regulation of GTPase activity; intracellular signal transduction. The transcript is spliced from 44 exons. The record is from RefSeq and is a predicted model, not a curated record. Lineage: Eukaryota; Metazoa; Chordata; Actinopteri; Elopiformes; Megalopidae. Gene Ontology annotation, cellular component: myosin complex.
GUAGUGAGGGCGAGAACGCGCAAUGCGCGAUCGUGAGAGACUGCACUGAUUAGCAGAAAAAAAAGGCAGUCAGCAGCGAACGUGACACGGGGAGAAGAGACUGACUUGUGUUAUUUAUGAAAAAAGAGAGGAAAAUGGAUUUUGUCUGAAUUGCAUCGCAGCGAAACCCUGGAUUUUGACCACAUUAGAACGGGAAAGGCGUUUCGAAGGGACGGUGCGAAUAGCAAUCUUAUUCUCCCAAGAUAGAGGAUUUUAAAUAGGACUUCUUGAGUGCUGUAUUUGUAAGCAAGCAUAGUGCGCGCCCUCUCCAUCCGAAAAGAGUAGCUCGGGAGCGCGCAAAGAAUUUGAUUCGGGCAAGAGUAAAGGUCCAAAAGGCCGGUCCCGGGGGGGCUGAGGUCAGACGCAGUGUGAAAGCUGGGAUGUCUUGAAGCAGUGUCCCGAGCCCUUCGAAGGAUGCGUUGCAAGUGCUGAUGGGAACUCCUGCUCCAAUAUGAGUGUUCAUGAUGUUGGAGGGAGACGACGCUUCGAAGACUCUGAGUUCACCCUGCGGAUCUACCCGGGCUCCAUCGCCGAGGGCACCAUCUACUGCCCCGUCACCGCCCGCAAGAACACCACCGCCGCCGAGGUCAUAGACCAUGUGAUCGACAAGCUCCAGCUGGACCGGACCAAGCUGUACGUCCUGGCCGAGGUGAAGGAGUUUGGCGGGGAGGAAUGGAUCCUGAACCCGACGGACUGCCCCGUGCAGCGUAUGCUGCUCUGGCCUCGCAUGGCCCUGGAGAACCGCUUCAGCGGGGAGGACUACCGCUUCCUGCUGCGGGAGAAGAACUUGGACGGCUCCAUCCACUACGGCAACCUGCAGAUGUGGCUGCGGGUGACGGAGGAGCGCCGCCACAUGGUGGAGCGGGGCUUCCUGCCCCAGCCGCUGCAGAAGGACCACGAUGACCUGUGCAACCUACCCGACCUCAACGAGAAGACCCUGCUGGACAACCUGCGCAGCCGCUUCAAGCAGGAGAAGAUCUACACCUACGUGGGCAGCAUCCUCAUCGUCAUCAACCCCUUCCAGUUCCUGCCCAUCUACAACCCCAAGUACGUCAAGAUGUACGACAACCACCAGCUGGGCAAGCUGGAGCCGCACAUCUACGCCGUGGCGGACGUGGCGUACCACGCCAUGCUGCAGCGGCGGCAGAACCAGUGCAUCGUGAUCUCCGGGGAGAGCGGCUCGGGGAAGACUCAGAGCACCAACUUCCUCAUCCACCACCUGACCGCCCUCAGCCAGAAGGGCUUUGCCAGCGGGGUGGAGCAGAUCAUCCUGGGAGCGGGGCCUGUGCUGGAGGCGUUUGGAAAUGCCAAGACCGCUCACAACAACAACUCCAGCCGUUUCGGCAAGUUCAUCCAAGUGAACUACCAGGAGAGUGGCACUGUGAGGGGAGCUUAUGUGGAAAAGUACCUCCUGGAGAAGUCAAGGCUGGUCUACCAGGAGCACAAUGAAAGGAACUACCAUGUUUUCUACUACCUGCUGGCAGGAGCAAGUGAAGAGGAGAGGACAGCUUUUCACCUCAGGCAGCCUGAAGAGUACCAUUACCUCAACCAGAUGACAAAGAAACCCCUCAGACUGCACUGGGAAAAUUACUAUGAGAGUGAACCGGACUGCUUCACCGUGGAGGGGGAGGAUCUGAAGCACGACUUCGAGCGACUACAGCUGGCCAUGGAGAUGGUGGGCUUCUUGCCCGCCACACGGAAACAAAUCUUCUCCCUGCUGUCGGCCAUUCUACAUUUAGGGAACAUCCGUUACAAAAAGAAGACCUACCGCGACGACUCCAUCGACAUCUGCAACCUGGAAGUGCUGCCCGUUGUAUCAGAGCUGCUGGAGGUGAAGGAAGAGAUGCUGUUUGAGGCCCUGACCACGCGGAAGACAGUGACCGUUGGAGAGAGGCUGAUCGUGCCCUACAAGCUGGCCGAGGCUGGAACGGUGCGCGACUCAAUGGCGAAAUCUCUCUACAGCGCUCUGUUCGACUGGAUCGUGUUCAGGAUCAACCAUGCGCUGCUCAACAACAAGGACUUGGAGGAGAGUGCCAAGAUCCUGUCCAUUGGGGUGCUGGACAUCUUCGGCUUCGAGGACUACGAGAACAACAGCUUCGAGCAGUUCUGCAUCAACUUCGCAAACGAGAGGCUCCAGCACUACUUCAACCAGCACAUCUUCAAGCUGGAGCAGGAGGAGUACCGCGCGGAGGGCAUCAGCUGGCACAACAUCAACUACAUCGACAACACCGGCUGCAUCAACCUCAUCAGCAAGAAGCCCACGGCGCUGCUCCAUCUGCUGGACGAGGAGUGCAAUUUCCCACAGGCCACCAACCAGACCCUGCUGGAUAAGUUCAAGCGGCAGCACGAGGGGAACAGCUACAUCGAGUUUCCUGCGGUCAUGGAGCCGGCGUUCAUCAUCCGCCACUACGCUGGCAAGGUCAAGUACGGGGUGAAGGAUUUCAGGGAGAAGAACACGGACCACAUGAGGCCCGACAUCGUGGCCCUGCUGAAGAGCAGCAAGAACGCCUUCAUCUGCGGUCUGAUCGGGAUCGACCCGGUGGCCACCUUCCGCUGGGCCAUAUUGAGGGCCUACUUCCGAGCCAUGGUGGCCUUCAGAGAGGCGGGCAAGAGAUAUGUGGAGAAGAAGAGCGGGCAUGAUGAUGCUGCCCCGUGUGCCGUUUUGAAAAGUGUGGAUAGUUUUAGCUUUCUGCAUCACCCUGUGCAUCAGAGAAGCUUAGAGAUCCUGCAGAGGUGCAAAGAGGAGAAGUACAGUAUCACUCGGAAGAGUCCCCGGACCCCAUUGUCAGAUCUGCAAGGCACCAACACGUUGAACGAGAAGUCGCCACGAGAGAGCUUCAGCGUGGGCUGGAACGGGCGGAGCGGGAGGCAGGGACGCCUGUCAUCGACAGGGUCCCUGCUGGAAGAGGACGGAGUCUUCGUCAACUCCACCAGCAGCAAGCUCCUGGAGAGAGCCCACGGCAUCCUCAUGCGGAAUAAAAACUACAGGGUAAAGCCCAGCCUGCCAAAGCACCUGCUGGACGUCAAGUCUUUGAAAUACCUGAGCAGCCUGACACUACACGACCGCAUUACCAAGUCCCUGCUGCACUUGCACAAGAAGAAGAAGCCUCCGAGCAUCAGUGCCCAGUUCCAGGCCUCUCUGAAUAAGCUAAUGGAAACACUUGGCCAGUCUGAGCCGUACUUUGUGAAAUGCAUCCGCUCCAACGCAGAAAAGCUGCCCAUGCGUUUCCAUGACGGCCUGGUGCUGAGGCAGCUUCGCUACACGGGCAUGCUGGAGACCGUCCGCAUCCGCCAGUCAGGAUACAGCAUCAAGUACACCUUCCAGGAUUUCAUUCGUCACUUCCGGGUGCUCCUGCCCGUCGGCACCAGUGCUACCCAGGACAGCCUCAGAGCCUUUCUGCACCAGGUGGACCUCUCUCCGGAUGGAUUCCAAGUUGGCAAAACAAUGGUGUUUCUGCGAGAGGCGGAGCGGCAGAGGCUACAGGACCUGCUCCAUCAGGAGGUGCUGCGGAGGAUCGUCACCCUGCAGCGGCGAUUCCGGGCGCUCCUGGAGAGGAGACACUUCGUCAGCAUGAGGCUGGCGGCCGUCGCCAUCCAGCGAUGGUGGCGGAGCUACAGGGAGAAGCAGGUGGAUGAGGAGGAGGAGGAGGAGCCUGACCCCGCCCUCCAGGAGGGGGCUGCGCUGUACCUGCAGACGGUCUGGAGGGGUUACCUGGGGCGUCGGCGGUUCCUCCGGCAGAGGGAGGCCGCCCAGGUUAUCCAGAGGAACUGGCGGAAACACAGCUACCAGCGCGGCCGGGCGGCGCGGACCAUCCAGACGGCGUGGCGUGGCUACCACCAGAGGGACAGCUACCACAGGCUACGGGACAGGAUGGUGCUCCUGCAGGCCGCCAGCAGAGGGUACCUGGCACGGCAGAGGUUUAGGGACCUGAAAGAACUGAAGUUGGAAGAGAGGCAGCUGCAAAAUGGACAGGCCAGACCAACACCGGAGGAGGAAGCUCCAAGGAUUAUGGGAAUGGACAUUGGAACGUGGGAGGACCGAUCAUACGAGGAGCGAGAGAGGAGCCUCCAGAGACUCAGCUCUCUGCAGGGAGCGGAGAAGGAGGCCCCCGAGGACUCACAGGCCACGGUGGGAGCAGAGAGGAGCGCGGAGUUUGGAGCCAGAGCCGAAGCCGUGCCGGAGGUGGCUGCGAGAGAGAGGCCCAGGACGCUGGACGAUCCUAACCAGAAAACGAGGGCCAAGAGGGAGAGCCGGAGGAUGAGGGAGCUGGAACAGGCCAAGUUCAGCCUGGAGCUGCUGAAGGUGAGGUCCACAGGCGGGGCGUCUCCGUCCGAGGAGAGGCGGUGGUCCACCGAGCUGAUCGCAGAGAGUGCGCACUCCCCGCAGGGUACCCCGGACAGCGAGAGCUCCAGGGGGAGCUUCGAGCUGCUCAGCGUCGACGACUAUCCCAAAGGUGCACCGGGCACCACGGAGGCAGAAGGGGCCGGGUCUCCGUCCACCACACCAGAGCAUCCAGAGGUGAUACCGCUAAGCCCGACAUCGCCGCCCCCAGCCUCGCCACCCCCAACAUCGCCGGUUCCGACGUCACCAGUCCUGAAGUCACCGAUCCCAACGUCUCCAGUUGCAAAGUCACCAGUCCCGACAUCACCAAUCCCGACAUCACCAGUUCCGACAUCGCCAGCUCCGACGUCGCCAGCCCCGAAGUCGCCAGCCCCGAUGUCGCCGACGCUGCCAGAACCCACAGCCUCCGUUGACCUUCCCAACGUCCCUCAGACAGAACCGCCCAGCCUGGCCCCUCUCCCCAAAAUCGAGAACAGCUUGCCCACCUUCUACAUCCCCCCUCAUGACGGCGCCGCCAUCACCCGCCCGCCGGCUGACGACCCCUCCGCCCCGCGGCCCGAGGCCGCCAGGAGGCCCGUCCGGGAGAGGCGGGAGUCGUCCCGCCGACCGGUGGUGGUGGUCAUCAGCAUGCAGAAGGACACAGUGCUGGACGAGGGCCAGGCUGCGGCGCCGGAGCUCCGGGACAGCGCGGCCCAGACCAGCGAGCCCCCGUCCCCGGCGGCCCGCGACGGCGCCAGCCUGGCGGUUCUGGAGAAGCUGGAGAGGCUGAACGAGGAGAAAGAGGAGCGGCAGCGGCAGCAGCAGCAGCAGAACGAGCGGGAGAUGAUGGAGCAGAUACGGCAGCAGAAGGAGGAGCUGGAGAAGCAGCGCAAGGCCCUGGCGCAGUACGAGCGGGACCUGCUGGAGAAGCAGCGGGGCGAGGCCCUGCAGAGGAUCCAGCAGAGCCGGCAGGGGGCCGCCGCCCAGGAGGGGGUGGGGAGGAGGGCGGACAGGCCCAGCUCCCUCCUGGUGACCCAGCUGCCGCCCCAACCUGCCCCCCCUGCAGAGCUGUCCCCUUCCAGCGUGGACGUGCAGAUAGUCCCACCCCCACAGCCGCAGCUCAAGGACCCAGCCCCCGCUGUCUCCAGAGACCGGACCCUCCCGGUCUUCCCGGCCGAGAGGAGGGAGGGCAGGCCCACGCAGGAUGGAUGGGCGCCUAAGGUCACCCUGGAGCCCCGGGACGGUGCCGCAAGAGGGAGAGGCCACAAGAAGGCCCCCUCCCAGACCAUCAGCAUCAGCAUGACUGACAGGUCCUCGAACAUCUUCUUCUCACCCAGGGACAACAAGGUCACCAUUUCCAAGUCGGACAAGGACUUUGCCAAUCAAGAGAGGUCGAUGGCGAUCCAGAAGGACGAAGCCUCUAGCUCCAAACCCUCCAAAGGACUGAAAGGACGUGAGGUUGCCAGACCAGGCCAUAAAAAGAAAGCCCGCAUGGCGCGGACACGCUCCGACUUCCUGACCCGCGGUUCAAACCCCGAGGGGGAGGGGGAGUCUGAGGACGAUGAGUACGAUGAGACCCCCCUGACGCCCCCUCUGUCCCCCAGCCUGCCCCACCCCAAGCAGGACGUUGAGGGGGGCGCUGUACAGGCUUGUCACAGUGACUCCGAAAUGCCGUCCACACACACUGGGGACCAGAAGAAGAUGCACAAGACCAUGUCCUCCGGUGACCUCGGCAAGGUGGACACCCUGAGGAAGAGCUCCCACACAGACGGCAGGGUUCGAGGGAAGAUGCGCUUCUGGGGGAAGACCAAACAGGGUGAUAAGAAGACAAUGAGGGAUAAGCUGGCCAGUGCGGGUGACCUGCCGGAGGGAGACCUUGCAGACCCUGGGCUCAGCCUGGGAGAGGCAGGGCAGGAGCAUAUGUCUCCUCCCCGCAGCCCGGACCUGGCCACGGAGCGGGGGAAGGAGUUCAAGGAGAACAAGGAGCCGUCCCCCAAGGUGAAGCGACGGCGCAGCGUGAAGAUCAGCAGCGUGACGCUGGAGCCGGCGCAGUGGCAGAACGACUCCCUGCAAAUCCUCACCAGCGCCAACGACUACAAGAGCAUGAAUGAGUUCCUGAUGAAGAAGAUCAAUGACCUGGACACAGAGGACAGUAAGAAAGACACCCUGGUGGAUGUCGUGUUUAAGAAGGCGCUCAAGGAGUUCCGUUUGAACAUUUUCAACUCCUACUCCACUGCACUGGCGAUGGAUGACGGGAAGAGUAUCCGCUACAAGGACCUGUACGCACUGUUCGAGCACAUCCUGGAGAAGACCAUGCGGCAAGAACAGCGUGACUGGAGCGAGUCUCCCGUCAAGGUGUGGGUCAACACCUUCAAGGUCUUCCUGGACGAGUUCAUGACUGAAUACAAGCCCAUGGACAGCACACUGAGCAAGGCGCCAAAACCUGACCGCAAAAAGAGGAGGAAAAAGGACACGGAUAUUGUGGAGGAGCACAACGGCCACAUCUUCAAGUCCACGCAGUACAGCAUCCCCACCUACUGCGAGUUCUGCUCCUCCCUCAUCUGGAUGAUGGACAGGGCCUGCGUCUGCAAGCUGUGUCGCUACGCCUGCCACAGGAAGUGCUGCUUGAAGAUGACCACCAAGUGCAGUAAAAAGUACGACCCUGAGCUGUCCUCCCGGCAGUUUGGGGUGGAGCUAUCCCGCCUGACCAACGACGAGAGGACAGUGCCCCUGGUGGUGGAGAAGCUCAUCAACUACAUCGAAAUGCACGGGCUCUACACGGAGGGCAUCUACAGGAAGUCCGGCUCAACCAAUAAGAUCAAGGAGCUGAAGCAGGGACUGGACACAGAUGUGAACAGUAUGAAUCUGGAUGACUACAACAUCCAUGUCAUCGCCAGUGUCUUUAAGCAGUGGCUGCGUGACUUGCCAAAUCCACUCAUGACCUUUGAGUUGUAUGAAGAAUUCCUCCGAGCCAUGGGUCUGCAGGAUAAGAAGGAGGUGAUUCGAGGGGUGUACUCUGUGAUCGACCAGCUCAGCCGAACUCAUCUCAACACCCUGGAGCGCCUGGUCUUCCAUCUGGUCAGGAUCGCCCUGCAGGAGGAGACCAACCGCAUGUCUGCCAACGCCCUUGCCAUCGUCUUCGCCCCCUGCAUCCUGCGUUGCCCGGACACCAUCGACCCACUGCAGAGCGUGCAGGACAUCGGCAAGACCACCGCGUGUGUGGAGCUGAUCAUCGGAGAGCAGAUGAAUAAGUACAAAGCCAGGCUGAAGGACAUCAACAGCUUGGAGUUCGCCGAGAACAAAGCCAAGAGCAGGCUGACCCUGAUCCGAAGGUCGAUGGGCAAAGGUCGUCUGCGCAGGACCAGCUACCACACGCCCUCCCCGCCCGUCAGCCCGCGGUUGCCGUCGGUGACGGACGUGGUGGAGGAGAGUGGGGGUGAGGAGGCGGGCGGCGAUCCCGAGCUGUCGGAGCAGCAGCAGGUGGCCAUGCAGCAGGAGGAGAGGGUGCUGACGGAGCAGAUCGAGAGCCUGCAGAAGGAAAAGGAGGAGCUGACCUUCGAGAUGUUGGCUCUGGAGCCUCGGGCCUCUGAUGAUGAAACGCUGGAGUCUGAGGCCUCCAUCGGCACAGCAGACAGCUCCGAAAACCUUAAUGUGGACUCUGAGGGAGCCACCUCUGACUUCUCUGAGAGAGGUCCAGCGCUGGCCGCCGCCCGGCCUAAGAAGUCAGAGGGGAAGAGCAGGAGGACGCUGCGUCGGCAGCCUGACUCCCUGGACUCCAUGGACUCCAGCUCCACCAUUUCCUCCGUCUCCUCCUCCUACCUGCACCCCUCCGGCGCCGGCACCGGCCCCGCCCGCCGCUUCCGCCUCCGAGCCAAGUCGCCCUCCUCGGGCCUGUUCCGGUCCAGCCCGCCCAAUGACAGUUUUGAGACGCCCGGCCCCGAGCAGGAGGGCGAGGAGAGGGCCCAGUUCACCAGCCGGGGCACCUUCAACCCAGAGAAGGGUAAGCAGAAGCUGAAAACGGCCAAGAGCUCCCCCCAGAGGCCGAGGGAGCCCCCCGACGGGAGCGGGCGGAAGAGGGAGCCCGACUUCAGCUCGCCGCAGCAGCUGGUGUUAUACGGCAGCAACGAGUUCAUGGUGUGAAAAGAGAGGGCCUGCCCCUGCCCCCCUCCCACACACCCUACUGACCCCCUGACCCCCUGACCCCUGACACCACCCUGGGCAUCUCCAUCACUCUUUCAGCACCCAGCUCUUCCCUUCCCUGUCCCAGUCUGCAAGGAGCAAGAAGCAUCCCAGAAUGCCGAGCGCUUGCCGGCAGGCAGGAGGGGAGGGGCGAGAGGACCCAGCGAGGAAGGGGACCCGGUUCUCAGGGCCCCCCCGCCGAGAAAAGGGAACAGGGGGGACACUGCGGCGGUGACCCGCCGGGAGCGGCCGUUCGGGCUCACGGCUCUCUGGCCGCGGACGCUGGAAUGCGGGAUUGUGGGAAGGCUAACGGGAGAGAGAGAGAGAGAGAGAUCCGUCGACUGUGCGAACAUCCUGGACUGACGCUAAAAGACUGGCUGCUUUAAGGUUUACAGAACAGAACAGUCCGGUGAAGCAGCAUGCUCCAUCAUUACACAGUUUUUGUUUUGUUUUAAUUUUCCUA